Molecule: messenger RNA, 1035 nt
Organism: Amblyraja radiata (thorny skate)
Lineage: Eukaryota; Metazoa; Chordata; Chondrichthyes; Rajiformes; Rajidae
Product: borealin-like
Exons: 11
Coding region: 109-930 (273 amino acids)
Biological process (GO): mitotic sister chromatid segregation
Cellular component (GO): chromosome passenger complex; chromosome, centromeric region; spindle midzone
Source: RefSeq, a predicted model, not a curated record
UAUCCAGGACAAGGUAGGAGAAAACCGCGUUUCAACCCUGCCCCCCUCAAACGUGCCAAAAUCGCGCACACGGCCAGUGGCAGAACUGCAGCGUCGCUGAAGGAAAGAAUGCCUUCAAAGCGGAAAGUAACCGGUCGCAAAAAUAAUUCUCUGGAAUUAAAGAAGCGUGAAAAGCAUCAGGCUUUUCUGAAAGAUUUUGACCUUGAAGUUGAUCGGCGGAAAAGAGAAAUGGAGAAAGCAUUGAACAGUCUACUCAUUCAAUUAGAUGCCAAUUACAGUCGUGCAAUUAUGAAACUCCCACUGGCUGUUAGACAAAUGAAUAACUUGCAUUACUUUGCUUUGGGUGGAAGUGCAGAUGCUGUGGCUGAAAUUGAACAAAAACGUAUUAAUGCUGACUGUUUGGAAGUGGAAGCUAUAGAGUCUGAGAUUUUGAAAGAUGCUACACAGCUGAAGACUACUAGAAAACGUAAACAGAAAACAAAGCGUGUCGAUGACGCAGCAAAUGAUGGUGAAAAUCUUCCUCCAUCAAGUAAAAUGUUCCGAAAGACCAAGCAAGGUGUUACCACCUCGGCUAAAAGUAGACCUCCCUCAUCAUCUACCACCAAUGGCCGGGUUAGAAGGACAAGUCGGAUCAAAGGGCAGAGCUCUGCAAAUACUUCUGAUAUUUGGGGACCCACACCACUGAUAACACCCAAGUUUGAUUUACGGUUGCCAGCGACAGCGGCUCGUGUGCGAAAGAUGGGGGAGCGUGUGUUUAGCUUCACGGGAAGCCCUCUCGUUGAUGCCACAGAAACAGAGAAUAAACAGGACAUCCAAAUUCUGGCCAGCAAGAUAAGCAGCACAGAUUUAACUGAACUGGAUGACCAGACAUUUAAAAGUAUUGAACAGCUAUCUCGUCAGCUCAAUGAAAUGUUGAAUACGACAAGAUGAAAGCAAAGAUGACAAUGUAAUUAAUUCAUGUGACUUGAUUAAAGUUUGAUAUUAUAUGGUUUGAAAGUGAAUAAACUUGUUAUUAAACAUUAUAGAUUUUGCAAC